AUGUUCUUCAAUUUGUCGACGUACGGUCGUAUCGCUAACGACGGGAUUAUCGAAUCCCGGAGUAUCCACAAGCACGACACUGUGGAUUAUGCAGCUUCUGUGGUACCAGAAAAGAUUUCGAUUGCACCUGCCAUACCCACGACUCUACAGUCAAUUAGCUAUACUGUAUGGAAGCGAGGCGCAAAUAGAAAACGAAAAAAGACGCCUACGUACUGCACUGGCACCUCCGAUAUCGUCAGAACUAUGGAUCUUCUCGAUGAUUGCACCAUUAGAGACAAUGUUCCUCCAAUAUCCAUCUUUUAA
Messenger RNA from Psilocybe cubensis, 303 nucleotides. RefSeq lists its product as uncharacterized. Lineage: Eukaryota; Fungi; Basidiomycota; Agaricomycetes; Agaricales; Agrocybaceae. The record is from RefSeq and is a predicted model, not a curated record. The coding region runs from base 1 to 303 and encodes 100 amino acids. The transcript has 3 exons.